AUAAAGAAUGAAGCUGUCUGUUCGGAACAGAGGAAAACAAGGCUAGAAUACUAAGAGCAGGUGGGAAAGGCAUAAUAAAACUAACUGCUUACAGCAUGCUUUAACGUGCUAUAGUGUGUACAAGAGUUUUGUAUUAGAACAAAUGAUCAUCACACUGGAGUGUAGCAGUGUUUAUCUCAGUGUCACAAAGGAUAAUUGUUGUGCAGAUCUUUGGGCAAGAGUAAUUGAACAUUGCCUCAAAAAUUAAACAUAAGAUUUUUUUUUUUCAAAUUCUGUACUGAAAUUGUUGACCACCAACACAGCAUAUGAAGAUGGAAAGUUGGUCGGUUGAUCAAGUUUGCAACUGGUUGUUUCAGAAAAACUUAGGAGAACUCGUGCCUAAAUUUCAUGAGGAAGAAGUGACUGGAGCUGCUCUCUUGGCUCUUAAUGACAGGAUGGUCCAACAACUGGUAAAGAAAAUUGGACACCAGGCAGUGUUAAUGGAUCUGAUUAAAAAAUGCAAGCAACAGACUGAGGGAACUGCUCUGACUUGUGAAAUGCCCUCUUCAGAGUCGCCAGGAACAAUCAGUGGAACCCCUGGUGUUCAACAAAAUGUUGAACAGAUGAAUUCUUUCUCCGCUAUUGAAAGCCAUGAGGAUGGAUCAAUUGAUCAAAGAGUUCUUAAACAAAAGAAAAACAUGAGAUAUGUUUUAGCAAGAUACAAAGCAUUACAAUGGACAAAUUCAUAUAUUCUGCCAGAGUUUCCUUAUGAUGUCAAAUGCAUAUUAGCAGAAAGAAAAUGCCCCGAUCACAGUAUGAGAAUAAGGAUCAUUGAAUUCUUGCAAGCUGACAUGACAAAAUACCUUGAGGGAUCACUGUAUCCAACUACUCAGCAGUAUAAUGAUGUUGUCAGUGCACUGCUGCAGGCAUAUCCUUUUCUUGAUGAGGAUGGGAGCGGCUUUUUUCUAUGGAAACGAGCCCUUAAAGACCGUUUCAAGUAUGUGCGGAGACCAAUAGAAGAUGAUGAAGAGGUAGUGAGGAACAAAUGCAAGUUUGGACACAGAUGGGGACAGACCAGAAAAUCUUCAGAAAACAGGUGUGAGGAAGUCCACGCAGUGCACACAAAAACCAGCUCUUUCAAUCCUUGGAGGACCCAGCUCCCAAUUUCUGAAAUGGAGAUACCUGCUGCUGCCUGGGUUGUCCAUGUGUUGAGUUUGCAGAGGUUCUACUGAUCUGUGGAGACCAGGCAAGUUUCAGUUUCUACUACACAAGGAUAUUUAUAAGAAAACAAUUGAGAUUUGGGAGGCAUAUUCAGAGAACAUACUGACCCUCAUACUAGGUGAAGAAUAAUCCAAUUAAUUGUAUCCUACAAAGAAGUCUGAAACAGCACAUGGAAGACAAUGUUCUGAAAUGUUGUUAUAAGCAGCUAUGUCUGGUGUUUAAAGCACUUAACUGGAAAGAUACUUUGAAUCAUAGUACUUACACAUUUUACAAAACGUAUUGAAGAAAUGAAUGUUUAUUUUCAGGUAGCUGGGUAGAUGCCAAGUAGACUAUAAAUGGUGUAUUAGAGGAGGAAGGAUAAUUACUCUUUCUUGAGAUACUGAACUUUUCUUAUAAAGGAGACUAAUGUGUGAUAAAAACCCUAAUACGUUAGUCGCAACAGGAGGGAAAACAUCCAGAUAUAGACUAUUCUACUUUUGCUACCUAGCUGUCUCCUAGAGCUCUGCUCAUCGUGGCUGCAAUUCUGCUGCCUGUAAUUUUACUUUUGCCAGAUGUGAAGAUGACUGCCACGUUUACUUUUGCCAGAUGUUUUUGGAGAGGAUUCCUUCUUGUUUGCU
Messenger RNA from Hemicordylus capensis (graceful crag lizard), 1817 nucleotides. It is a transcript of the gene SAMD3, whose product is annotated as sterile alpha motif domain containing 3. The record is from RefSeq and is a predicted model, not a curated record. Gene Ontology annotation, molecular function: protein binding. The transcript is spliced from 8 exons. NCBI's taxonomy places the organism in Eukaryota, Metazoa, Chordata, Lepidosauria, Squamata, Cordylidae. The coding region runs from base 306 to 1211 and encodes 301 amino acids.